GUUUAAAAUCUGGCAUGUAUUUUUGCACCAGAUUAAUUUUGCACAAUUGCACACAACAGCAGUAUAAAAGGAUCCUGAGUAGAUUUACUGGACUGAGAACAUUUCCCAGUGUUGGUCCCGUUAACUCGUCCCGCUCUGCAAAAACCAGUCUGCAUACUGGCCACUGUCAGAGUGAAAAAAGACACGCGGCCUGUUUGAACUACCUGUGAAAGUAAACAGGUAAACACAGAGCGAUAGGCUCUCCAAGUGGAGUACGCACUUAGCCUGUGCACAUUUACCUCUUCUUGCCGAAACCCUCGGCUCAAUUGAUCAAAUAGUACAUCCCCAGCAACUGGCCAUAGUCUGCAGCCCAGUGCGCUCCCAUGCACCGUCACCAAAACCUACUGUGACUUCCCCCCUUGUCACCGUGCCACACGCAGCCAAAGCAAAGCAGAAUGACACGGGUGAUAAGCUCUGCGUGCUCUAACACACCCUGAUUUAGCUCCACACACUUUUGAGGCACUAAAUAAGUCUCAGUGAAAUAAUGUCCUGCAUGGGCCAAGUGAGUUUCCUGAUGAGAUGCGCAUAGAGGCUGCAAGCCUGGGCCAUUCCUCCGUGGUGCGAAAAGCUCUCUGGGUGUCUGCUGCGGGCUGGAUGUCCCUUCACAUGUCGGAUUUAGCUGUGCAGCAUUACUUGGUGGAUCAGCGGAUUGUCCGAAAAGCUGGUGCAGCAACUUUUCCCUGCAUAUUCCCCCCCCACCAGAAUAUGUCGUUGACCAACACAAAGACGGGCUUUUCUGUAAAGGACAUUUUGGACCUUCCUGACACAAAUGACGAAGAAGGAUCUAUCACCGGAGCGGAGGAAGACACGGAGGGAUCGGAGACCACGUCCACGACAAAAAACACUGGAGUUUUGGUGCAAAGUCCUCUAGAAAACGUUCAAAAUCUGCCUUUAAAGAACCCCUUUUAUGACAGUAGUGACAAUCCUUACACACGAUGGCUUGCUACUACGGACAGUAUUCAAUAUUCAUUCUUUCUCCCGUUUCUUGCCGCAGUGCACGGUCUAUCCGCCAGCUCUCAGGACUCGGCCAAGUCCCCGGAGCCGUCCGCGGACGACGAAUCGCCGGACAACGACAAGGAAACUUCCAGCAGCGGCGGCAGCGACUCCGGCAAAAAGCGGAAAAGGAGGGUGUUGUUUUCCAAGGCGCAGACCUACGAGCUGGAGCGCCGCUUCAGGCAGCAGAGGUACCUGUCAGCCCCGGAGAGGGAGCACCUGGCCAGCCUGAUCCGCCUCACCCCGACCCAAGUGAAGAUCUGGUUCCAGAACCACCGAUAUAAGAUGAAGAGAGCCCGGGCCGAGAAAGGUAUGGAAGUGACCCAUCUCCCUUCUCCCAGGCGGGUGGCCGUGCCCGUCUUAGUCAGGGAUGGAAAGCCUUGUCACACUCUUAAAGCUCAGGACUUGGCGGCCACUUUUCAGGCCGGGAUCCCCUUCUCGGCUUAUAGUGCCCAGUCACUCCAACACAUGCAGUAUAACGCGCAGUACAGCGCCGCGGCCACGCCACAGUUCCCCACAGCACAUCACUUGGUGCAAACGCAACAGUGGACUUGGUGAGAGAAAUUAUAGAGACUUGGCUUGGAGGCACGAUAGGGAGUUUCACCACAAAGCAAAGAAAAAAAAAUAAAACAAAAAACAAGACUUUUCAUUUUUGCAGCUUGACUCAUAUAUAUACUACCAUUUUUAUUCGGGGCUCAUGUGUGCGCCGUGUUUACAUGUUUUCGUUAAGAGAACUGGGUCCGAACCUCUCCCUUAUAGAUUUUAUUAAGAAUGUCAAUGCUCUUCUUGUGAAAAUUUUUUUGUAAAGUAUGUUGUGUGUUGGUUGUAGAGAUGUUUUCCUCUUUAUUUUUUUUUCUUUUGUCCCUUCGUGUUAUUAUCAGCACGUACGAACCACUUUAUAAUUAUAGAAAUUUUAAUUUCUUGCUUCUUUUAUGGACCGAAAAAAAUAUUUAUGGCCAUGAAUAAACACUGGCAACUUUGCAGCUAUUUUCCCUUUUGUUUUUAUUUCCUGUAAAUAAUUUGUGGCAAAUGUUUUAGAGAGCUUUCGGGUGCGUAAAGCUGAAGAUCGGCCUCUAUAUAGGCUAUUUACACAUUUAAAAAAAACAAUGAGGGAGUUUUUUUGUUUUUUUAUUCUUGCUUUCCUUUCUUUUUUUUCUUUUUUUAUUUUUUGGCAAAACGUUAUGACUGCCGUGUCAGAUCACAUAUGUAAAUAAGCGUGUGGCCGCGCGGUGAUGGCUAAAUAUCCCAAAAUUUUUUAUAAGGAUUUUAAAAUAAAAUGCUGUGUUUUGAAAUGGA
This is a messenger RNA of Epinephelus moara (kelp grouper), 2328 nucleotides long. RefSeq names its product NK2 homeobox 2a (gene nkx2.2a). Gene Ontology annotation, cellular component: nucleus. Gene Ontology annotation, molecular function: RNA polymerase II cis-regulatory region sequence-specific DNA binding; DNA-binding transcription factor activity, RNA polymerase II-specific. NCBI's taxonomy places the organism in Eukaryota, Metazoa, Chordata, Actinopteri, Perciformes, Serranidae. The transcript is spliced from 3 exons. The record is from RefSeq and is a predicted model, not a curated record. The coding region runs from base 559 to 1590 and encodes 343 amino acids. Gene Ontology annotation, biological process: regulation of transcription by RNA polymerase II; cell differentiation.